UGUAAUCCAAGACAUCGAUCUCCACAUUUUCCUCUCAAAGGUCCUCCCAGGCAGGCGGCAAAUUAAGCAUCAUCAAAUGUCGUCUUCUCUUGAUUAUCGUGGAGUCGAUGAUGAUUUGCUGAUGAAGAUGAUGGAAUCGUCUUCGGAGAAGUCUAAAAAGUUGAGGAGCAGCUGCUGCCGGUGUUGCUUGGGCUUCACCUUCACCGUGAGCCUCACCGCUCUCUUGUUGUGGCUCAGCAUGAUUCCUUCCGCACCAGUCAUCUACCUUUCUGAUUUCUGCUUUGUCGAUAUUACAGGCGCAGGCAACUCCACCGUCGUACAUAUCGAAUUAAUUCCAAAGAACACCAACAUGGUAAAGGAAAUUUACUACGAUCACUUCGAUGUCUCUCUAACUUAUUAUAACUCCUUCAAUGACUCUGACACCAAUCUCAUCAACCCUCGGUAUAAUGAUUCGGCAUCUGGGUUCCAUCAAGGGUACCCUUUGAAGGACCAUUUCCGUUUUGGUCGUCAGUACCGUCCGAACGUGACGAUUUCCUCGGAAUCAGAAGACCUGAAGCAUGAACUGAGGUCCAACCUUCCGUAUGUGCAUUUUUAUGUGGAAGUGGCGGUGACGUGGAGAAUCAUGGGAAGCAAGAAGGGACACAAGAUGAUGGUCCGUGGUUACUUUCAGGUCGAAAGAUCCAACACAUAUAUGUACGAACGCCUUCAAUGGUCUGAAAUUCUGAUGAUAAUUAUUCCCUCUGGUUAUUGGUCAAACUCGGACUGGGGGAUUCAACUCACUGAAGAAUUGGAAAGCCAAUAA
Molecule: messenger RNA, 802 nt
Organism: Macadamia integrifolia
Lineage: Eukaryota; Viridiplantae; Streptophyta; Magnoliopsida; Proteales; Proteaceae
Exons: 1
Coding region: 77-802 (241 amino acids)
Biological process (GO): defense response to other organism
Source: RefSeq, a predicted model, not a curated record